AUGAUGGCGUGGGUAGGUCAAAAUGUCACGAGACGGCUCCAGAACGAGACCUAUGAACAUCUAAACAUGCUCUCCGUUGAUUUUUUUCAGGAACGAGAUACCGGAAACUUGAUGUCGAGGAUCACGCACGAUGUAUCACGGCUCCGGGAUUUCAUCGCGAGUGGGAUACAAGAAAUUGCGGGUGAUUCUCUCACGAUCAUCUAUAUAUGCGGGAUCAUGUUUUAUUUCAAUUGGAAACUUGCACUCUGGACCUUGAUACCUAUCCCGUGCCUUAUCUUCUUCACAGUCUUUUUUGGAAAAAAGAUGAGCAAGGUGUACCAUGUUUUAUGGAAACGGUAUGCGAACAUUAGCACAAUUCUCGCGAGCACGAUUCCAGGGGUCCGCGUUGUCAAAGCAUUCGCCCGCGAACGCUACGAGAUAAACCGGUUUAGCGAUAUGACACAUCAGGUAUUUACAGGUGAGAUGAACGCUGCAAAACUUGGGACGCUUUAUCGCCCGAUUAUGGAGUUUAUUACCUAUUCCGGUUCUAUUUUGAUUUGGUUAAUCGGGGGAUGGCAGAUCUUCCAAAACGAGAUAACCCUUGGCACGCUAUUCAUGUUCCAAAGUUAUAUGAUGCAGUUUUUUAGACCUGUGUUUACCCUCUGUCAGAUGAACGAAAGGUUUAUCCGAGCAGGCACCUCCGCCGAGCGUGUGUUUGAAAUUAUGGAUACACCCCCGAGCAUUGCUGAUAAAAGCGAUGCGGUAGCCCUUAGAAAUAUCCGUGGUGCUGUUGAAUUUAGGAAUGUCUAUUUCUCUUACGACGGCGAAAAAAAUGCGCUCAAUGGUGUCAAUUUUACAGUGGAGCCCGGUGAGAUGAUAGGGUUGGUUGGGCACAGCGGUGCAGGGAAGAGCACGCUCAUCAAUCUGAUUACCCGUUUCUAUGACCCGAAUGAUGGGGAAAUAAUGAUUGAUGGUUACGACAGUCGCGACAUUGAGGUUAAGGCGUUACGGCAACAGGUCGGCGUCGUAUUACAAGAGCCAUUCCUGUUCCAAGGCACAGUAGCGGAGAAUAUCGGUUACUCAAAACCGGGGGCAUCUCGGAUGGAGAUCAUUGCUGCUGCGAAGGCAGCAAAUGCCCACGGUUUUAUCCUCAAGUUCCCCGAUGGUUACGACACAAUGGUAGGUGAAAGAGGGGCACGGGUUUCUGGUGGUGAGCGGCAGCGUAUUUCUAUCGCACGCGCAAUUUUAAAAAAUCCGCGCAUCCUUAUCUUGGAUGAAGCGACUUCCUCCGUUGAUACCGAAACAGAGUCGAAGAUCCAAGAGGCAUUGGAACGACUCAUCCAAGGGAGAACGGUAUUCGCUAUUGCUCACAGGUUGUCAACCCUUAAGUACUCCGACCGACUUAUUGUGCUGAAAGAUGGCGAGGUUGACGAAAUUGGGACGCAUGCGGAACUGAUUGCCCAAGACGGGACCUAUGCCAGUUUGUGUGAGAAGCAGACUGAAUUGUCAAAAAUUCGCGCGUGGUAA
This is a messenger RNA of Geodia barretti, 1506 nucleotides long. The record is from the annotation of a GenBank genome assembly. Lineage: Eukaryota; Metazoa; Porifera; Demospongiae; Tetractinellida; Geodiidae.